This is a messenger RNA of Petromyzon marinus (sea lamprey), 1740 nucleotides long. It is a transcript of the gene ERCC1, whose product is annotated as ERCC excision repair 1, endonuclease non-catalytic subunit. Gene Ontology annotation, cellular component: nucleus; nucleotide-excision repair factor 1 complex; ERCC4-ERCC1 complex. Gene Ontology annotation, molecular function: damaged DNA binding; single-stranded DNA binding. The record is from RefSeq and is a predicted model, not a curated record. Lineage: Eukaryota; Metazoa; Chordata; Hyperoartia; Petromyzontiformes; Petromyzontidae. Gene Ontology annotation, biological process: UV-damage excision repair; mitotic recombination.
GAUCACUACACACGUUCCGUAACAGUGCCAGGCCCACACAACUUCGUGUUUCGUCAGCUCGCCAUCUCCCUAUAAACACUGCCAACCAUAACCAUUGCAGAGUAUGUGCAGCGAUAAUAAUAACAACAACAAUACAACAGCCGUACGGUAGAAGCCAUUGUUUUGUCUGUGUGUCUGUGUGUGUGGAGGCAUGGCCCAUGGGUAAGGAGGCGAACCGGUGUUCAUCGUCCGUGCCUGGUGCCUCGUGGAGUCGAUUCCCGCGUGUGCGGUGGAGGUGAGCGACAUGGACGCCAAGAAGAAGUUCGACAUUCCGAGGGUGGAGGACGUGUACGAGAGGCGGGUGUCUGAGCCUCGGCCUCUGUUCAGAUCUGGCCUCACAAAGACAGCUGAAAAAGACAGCGUGGAGGAGAUGCCACCACCCGGGCCACAUAAGGGCAGCUAUGCCGACUACGUCAUGGAGCAGAGCAAGAAGCAGCCGCCAGCUCCCUCCGACCCAGCUAGCAGCAACCCCGCAGGGCCCAGUGAACCUGGUCCACAGGCCGGCGGUGCGGACAAGGCCACUCCAGCAGAAGCGUCGAGGCCAUUCGGCAGAGACGCAGAGACAGACUCCACAGGGUGCCCAGACCAGGAGACCAGCAUGCCUGCCCGAGCUGCUGACAGUCCGCUCGUCGAGGUGGUGAGAAGCCGAGAGGCUUCGGGGAAACGUGAGGCUUCGGGUACAAGUAGAGCUGCAGGUGGUGUCGAUGCCAUGGCUGUUGUGGCCCCCAAGGCGGCCGGCAAGAGCAACAGCUUGCUGGUGAACCCCCGACAGCGUGGGAACCCCGUGCUCAAGUUUGUGCGGAACGUGCCUUGGGAGAUUGCGGACGUGGUCCCAGACUAUGUAAUGGGGCAGACCUCCUGCGCACUCUUCCUCAGCCUGCGGUAUCACAACCUCAACCCCAACUACGUCCACGAGCGCCUCAAGCAGCUGGGUCAGGCGUUCGACCUCCGCGUGCUUCUGGUGCAGGUCGACGUGAAGGACCCACACCACGCACUCAAGGAGCUGGCCAAGAUGUGCAUCCUGGCAGAGUGCACUCUCAUUCUGGCCUGGAGCCCGGAGGAGGUGGCCCGCUACCUGGAGACGUACAAGGCGUACGAGAACAAGCCGGCCGACCUGCUGAAGGAGCGUGUGGAGCAGGACUACUUGUCUCGCAUGACUGACUGCCUGACCACCAUCAAGUCCGUGAAUAAGACAGAUGUCAUCACUCUAUUGAACACUUUUGGGUCACUGGCAAACAUCAUGGAGGCAUCCAAAGAGGAUCUGUCACUCUGUCCCGGACUGGGACCUCGCAAGGCUCGGAGUCUGAGCAGCGUGUUUCACGAGCCCUUUCUCAAAGCCAAGAAGCCAAAAAAGGGGUCUUGAAUGCGGAAGAUGGAGCACGAAGCCUUGGCUGUUGGGCAUCCUGGAGCUUUGAAAGUCUCUGCAGAUGGUGGUGUGGUUUACUCCACACUCGUGAGCAGUCAGUCACAAGGGCUCUGUGCAAGUGGAUUGGGUGUAUAUGGUUUGUAUUUGUUGAGUCUUAUGAGUUCCAGUAUAUUUGCCGUGAUAAUUCCUCGUGAAUUAUAUGCAAUGUGUCAAGAAGAAUAAACAAAAACAUGCUUAGGGGCCGUCCAUAAAUGACGUCACGCGAUUUUGGCCGAUUUUUGACCCCCCCGUCACACGGCGUCACAAAAAGUCAGACCCCCCACAAAUAUGACGUC